CACUCUUUAAAAAAUCUGAUAAUUCUGCUUAAAUCUUCGCAGUAAUUUCGCAGAAUUUGUUGCUUGGCAAUCAAUUCAUAUCUUGUUUGAUCCUCGCUGUGUAAAUACGUUGACGCUGGUGCAUGCCCGUGCACGCUAUAAUAGGAGCUGGAAUUGAGUUCAUUUUGGUGGGGAAAUUAGGGUUUGGCUGUGUUGAUCGACAAGGGCGGAAGUUGAGAUGUUGACUGCGGAUGCAGAGGAGAGAUCGUCGCGGAUUGUGGAUGAGAUGUUUGGCGCGGAGGAUGAAUGCGACGACGUUUACAUCGACCUCGAUCAUUUCUGGGAAGUUAUGGGAGCUCCGGCUUCGCCUUCGCAGGGUAAUAUAGUGGAAGAUCUAUCUUCUAUUGAUGUCCCACAAGAUUCUAGGACUGGAAGUUCAGAUGGCAUCUCAGAAUCUGCAGCGACUUCUGCUAUUGUGGGCGCUGGAAUGCAAGAACCUUCUUCUCAGUUUGGUAUUGUUGAUCACAAUUGCUCCAGAACUGUCACUGACGAUAUAUCUGUCCAAGAAAAUGGCCUUUCUUAUAGUUGUAAGGUUGGUGGUCCCCAAACACCAUCAUCAUACAGCCAAAAUGAUGGUGGUAGAGCUCCAUCUGGCAUGUCCAAUCAUAGUGACCCAUUGUGUUCGUAUAGUAUGGGUCAUGUUAACCAUGAUAAGGAUCUGAUUGAAUACUCUAGGCUAAAUUUUCACUACGAAACAGAAAAUAACGAAAAAACUUACCAUGGAACUCUUGCUGCAGACCAGGAGGAUGUCUCAGUUAUUGAUCGAUAUGGGAUUUCUCUUGACGUUUCCCAUAAUGAGUCCAGUUCUUGUGAAAUUAAUAUGGCCGACAUUCCAGAUUUAACUUCUGAAAAUGGUGGCAUGCACCUUUUCUGCUCAGAUGGUCCAUCCUAUGCUUCUCUUAGCUCUGGCUUUCAAUCCUUGGCUUGUGAUGGAGGUAGAACGGUCAAUUCUAUGGAUGAAGGAGAAAAUUUUUGUGACGGCUUCAUUAAUGGAAUGCCUUAUGUGGAUGUGGCUGCUUCCCAAGUUGGAUUCAACUAUUCUAGUGACAUGAGUACAUUGCAGGAUGAGUCAAAAAAUAUUUCUCCUGUUUCUUUGUCAUGCAUUUUCAGCAAAUCCCGGGGUAAUACCAAGGUCAGGAAAAAUGUGGAAUCAUUUAUAUCUACUGAAAUCAUUUCUAGGGCAUCUGAAGUAGUUGACAUAGCCCGCAGGAAAUAUCAUGGGGAUGCAAGUAAGCAGCCCUCUGCAACUAGUAUACCAUGGUCUUCAUCUGGUUCCUUCUCUUCGACUCCAUGUGAGAACUAUGUUUCCUGCAAAACGGAAGAAAAUGAGGACGUGCUUUUGAACAGUGAUUUCCUUCGCUGGGGUAUGGUUGGUCAGACUAACACCCAAAAAUUGGCUAUUGGUGCUCGGGAUGGUAAUUCUGCUCUUCUGGUGUCAUGUCAAACUGGCAUGUGGCCAUUAGCUUCAGUCAAGGCAGAAACGAAUUUUCAAAAGACGGAAAUUGAGGCCCCAGAAUUCAACAAUUUUUAUCUUCCUAACACCAAUUACCAAAGGGUUCAGAGUAACACGAUGGAGCCUAUUAAUCUCGAUGAUGACUACGAUCUUUGUAUUCUUGAGGAUAUGAGUACACCAGCAGUAGCCUCAAAGCCUGUUACAUUGAAUGGAAAGUCAUUUGCUGCUUCACAAUAUUCAACAUCUAUAGACCAUGUUGACCAGAUGACAAUGGGGCAUUCAAGGCCUAGACCAAAUGAUGAACGGGUUAUUUUUCAAGUUGCCAUGCAGGAUCUCUCUCAGCCAACAUCAGAAGCUCUUCCACCUGAUGGUUUGUCUGUGACUCUUAUGAAACACCAGCGAAUUGCUUUAUCCUGGAUGGUUAACAAAGAGACGGAAGGUGCAUGUUGUUCUGGUGGGAUUCUUGCGGAUGAUCAGGGACUUGGGAAGACGGUGUCAACUAUUGCAUUGAUACUAAAAGAGAGGUCACCUUCUUCCAAAGCACCGACAGCUAAUAUGAAACAAUGUCAAAUGGAGAUGUGUGAUCUGGACGAGGACAAUGAAACUUCUGAUACUUACCAUGUGGAGGAUACUUGUGAGGUUAAUGGUUACAAGACUAACAUACAAACAAAGGGUAGACCACCUGCUGGAACCCUUAUUGUAUGUCCUACAAGUGUUCUCCGGCAGUGGUCUGAAGAGUUGUUCAAUAAAGUGACUAGGGAAGCCGAUCUUUCUGUUCUAAUCUACCAUGGUGGCAGCCGCAUAAAGGAUCCUCUUGAGCUUGCUAAGUAUGAUGUGGUGAUUACAACAUAUGCUAUUGUUAGCAUGGAGGUGCCAAAGCAGCCUGCUGUUGAUGAGAAUGAUGAUCAAUUUGGUACCCCCUUUCAAGGAUGCUCAUCUAGUAAAAAGAGGAAGUCACUUGAAACUGCGUCUUCUAAGAAGUCAGCUAGGAGUAAGAAGAGUAAAAAACAAAUUGACAAUGAAUUAUUUGAAACUCUAUCAGGCCCUCUUGCCAAGGUUGGAUGGUAUAGGGUUGUAUUGGAUGAGGCUCAAACCAUCAAAAACCACAGAACUCAAGUAGCUAGGGCUUGCUGGGGACUUCGUGCUAAGCGUAGGUGGUGCUUAUCUGGGACACCGAUUCAGAAUGCGAUAGAUGAUCUUUAUAGCUACUUUAGAUUUCUCAGGCACGAACCUUAUGCUACUUUUACAACUUUCCGCGAACAUCUUAAGUCACCAAUCAAUAGGAAUCCGAAGGUUGGGUACAAAAAACUGCAAGCAGUGCUGAAGACUAUCAUGUUGCGUCGAACGAAAGGUACUUAUAUUGAUGGAGAACCAAUUAUUGAUCUACCACCGAAAACUAUAGAACUGAAACGGGUUGAUUUCUCCAUGGAGGAGCGCAAUUUCUAUUGCAGACUUGAGGCUGAUUCACAGGCGCAAUUUGCUGAAUAUGCAAAAGCAGGGACAGUCAAACAGAACUAUGUGAACAUAUUACUAAUGCUUCUGCGGCUUCGACAGGCUUGUGACCACCCUCUUCUUGUUAGGGGGUUCGGUUCUACUUCACAAAUGAGUUCCUCUGUUGAGAUGGCUAAGAAUUUUCCCCCGGAGAAAACCAUCUUCCUUCUGAAUUGUUUGGAAGGCUCUUUAGCAAUUUGCGGGAUAUGCAGUGAUCCACCUGAAGAUGCUGUAGUAACUGCCUGCGGGCAUGUCUUUUGCAACCAGUGCAUUUGUGAGCAUAUGAUUGGUGAUGACACCCAAUGUCCCAAAAAGAAUUGCAGAACUCGCCUUACUUCUUCACACAUAUUUUCUAUCACCACACUAAGGGAUGCUAUAUCGAAUAACCCAAAUCACACCUUGAAUUGCUCUGAUUCCAAGCUUGCUAAAGUUUCGGAAUCUUGUUCUUCAAGCUAUCCAGAAGGUUCAUCCAAAAUCAAAGCUGCUCUGGAGCUCUUGACGUCUUUGUCUAAGCCACAUGAUCCUGCCUUCAAACCCACAGAAGGAUAUUCAGAUUUGUUGCAUGGUUACGAUUCAGUGGGGAAAAAUCGAACUCCAGUCAUAAAAGCUGCGGGGGAGAAGGCAAUUGUGUUCUCCCAGUGGACACGAAUGUUGGAUUUGCUUGAAGAGUAUUUGAAAAGUUCGUCCAUUCAAUACCGCAGACUUGACGGAACAAUGCCUAUUUCUGCCAGAGACAAUGCAGUGAAAGAUUUCAAAAGCAUUCCCCAGGUUACUGUCAUGAUCAUGUCUCUGAAAGCCGCUAGCCUGGGACUGAACAUGGUGGCUGCUUGCCACGUCAUCCUCCUGGACCUCUGGUGGAAUCCAACGACUGAAGAUCAAGCGAUAGAUAGAGCACAUCGUAUUGGACAGACACGCCCGGUCUCAGUUUAUCGGCUGACUGUGAAGGAUACAGUAGAAGAUCGCAUUUUGGCCUUGCAGGAAAGGAAGAGAGCGAUGGUUGCAUCUGCCUUCGGUGAGGACGAGACGGGCAGUCGACAGACUCGGCUCACUGUGGAAGAUUUGAAUUACCUAUUCAGGGUUGAUUGAGACUUUUUCUGACUGAAUAUUCUUUCACAUGCUAAUAUUUACAGCAUUUUUUAAAGCUUGAUAGCUUACAUAUACUGGAAAUGAUUUAGCCUUAGAAUACAGUGCAUAGUUUUUUGGGAACAAAUUUGUAGUUUGUGUAUACACAGAAGCAAAUCUCUUGUUUUCUCCUUGUGUAUAGCUUUUACAGAGUGCCAUUACAUAAA
Molecule: messenger RNA, 4272 nt
Organism: Salvia splendens (bonfire salvia)
Lineage: Eukaryota; Viridiplantae; Streptophyta; Magnoliopsida; Lamiales; Lamiaceae
Product: helicase-like transcription factor CHR28
Exons: 12
Coding region: 218-4069 (1283 amino acids)
Biological process (GO): DNA repair
Cellular component (GO): nucleus
Molecular function (GO): ATP binding; metal ion binding; ATP-dependent activity, acting on DNA
Source: RefSeq, a predicted model, not a curated record